Messenger RNA from Aphanomyces astaci, 1467 nucleotides. RefSeq lists its product as hypothetical. Gene Ontology annotation, molecular function: zinc ion transmembrane transporter activity. Gene Ontology annotation, biological process: zinc ion transmembrane transport. Gene Ontology annotation, cellular component: plasma membrane. The transcript is spliced from 6 exons. NCBI's taxonomy places the organism in Eukaryota, Oomycota, Saprolegniomycetes, Saprolegniales, Verrucalvaceae. Bases 1 to 1404 code for a protein of 467 amino acids. The record is from RefSeq and is a predicted model, not a curated record.
AUGUUGUCGGGAAAAGCGCAGGGGAUACGCACGACGCCCACUAGUGCGGCGAUCUGCCAGCCACAUCAUACAUUUCACAUCGAACUGUUUUCCGACGGCGGCAACAUUAACCAAUCAAAACGCUCGUUUUUCCAAACGAUUUGUAACCCGAGCAGCUCCCGUCGGAUAUUUUUCGGACUCUGCGAAAACUCGACAACCACCAUGGACGACAUAUUUUGGUUCAACACGGCGAUAUGCGUGCUGCUACUGGUGCUGACCAUAUUCUUCUCGCUGCUUCCUCUGUUCAUGAGUGCCGCGUCGUCGGAAUCGUACUGGCACAAGCUCAUGCAAGAGAAGCUUCCGUUCCUCACGGCCGGCGUGUUCUUGAGCACGGGCAUGAUCCAUUUGCUGCCCGACGCAGUGAAACUCUACAACCAGUACAACCAAAUGAUUGACGGGCCAGAUGAGCCGUACCCGUUGGUUUACUUCCUGGCGUGCAUGGGAUGCUUCCUCGUGUGGUCUGUCGAUUCGCUCAACUUCGGCGAUUCCGGAAAGAUGAUGGCAGUCGCGGCCGCGGCGCAACCCCAUUAUGAAACCAGCAUUUGCAGGAUCCACGUACCCCCCAUCACAUCGUACGGCAUCCAGAGGCGGUCCCGAACGUUAUCAACGUCCGAUGCAUUCCACCCAUCAACCGCACAGGACGUUCAAUUCCAACAGCACAAUGUCACGCCCGGUGUGGACCAACCCAGAAAUAGCGUGGACUACGGUACAUGCUCGUGUGAUCACACCAUGCUCCCCGACUCGGCCCUGAUCCAGCACACAAAAGAGUACACUGAAGUCGAUGUGCUCCUGGCUGGAAACAAGUGUGCUGUGGACGUGGACAAGCGGGAUCAGUGCGUGUCGGACCCUCACGUCCAUGCGCAUGUGAGUGGCAGCGUCAGCGAACACAUCGUGUUUUCUGGAGACAGUGUCGUGCUGCCAUACUUGUUGGCUGCAUUGUUCUCCCUGCACUCGCUCAUUGCAGGGUUUACGCUGGGCAUGAACGCCUCCAUGAGCUCCACGGCGUUGGCCACUGCCGUCGCGAUCGUCAGCCACAAAUUUAUCGAAGCCGUGUCCGUGGGGGCAAACUUUGCCAAAGCCCGCAGCGGCGUCAACCCCCAGCGGUCGAUUGCGGUGCUGGUCACGUACAGCUUUAUGACGCCGGUGGGGAUCGUGACGGGCAUGUCCCUCUCGGCCGCGUUGCAAGGCCCGACGGGCGUCCUCGCCCAAGCGAUCGCCCUCGGGAUUGGGUCUGGCAGCUUCAUCUACCUCGCAUUCCACGAAGUGACAGAAGAAGACGCGGUACAAGGCGCGUCCACGACGGAGAAGCUGUCGCUGUUCCUCACUGGGGUGUCUGUCAUGGCCGCCUUGGCCGCGUGCGUUUAAUAUAUAAUAAUGAUACCAACCAAUGAUAUAUAUAAAAAAAAAUAUAUGUUUGUCAUUCCGUGU